AAGCCGCAGCCGCUGCCGUCGUCUUCUCCCCGUCCCCGCCCGCCGGGUGCUGUCGGAGGUUGACAGGUUGAGGCGGGGAGGCGGCGGCGGCGGCGGCGGCGGCAGCGGCGGCGGCAGAGCCCGGCGCCCAAGACGGAGACCCCAUGGGGAACGUAACGAGUCACAGUAGUGAAGACGAAGCGGCAGCCGCCGGGGGCGAAGGCUGGGGCCCGCACCAGGACUGGGCCGCGGACUCGGGGACGACCCCCGGCCCGGGCCUCCCGGCCCCGGCGCUACCGCCCGCCGCAGCGCUGCUGGAACCCGCCAGGCUGCGAGAGGCUGCGGCUGCGUUGCGGCCCACACCACCCUGCGAGUCCCUGGUGUCCAGGCACCACGGUGCACUGUUGCGCUGGUUGGAAGAGCGGCUGGGCCGCGGCGAAGAGUCCGUCACCCUGGAGCAGUUCCGGGAGCUGCUGGAGGCUCGCGGCGCCGGCUGCUCGGGCGAGCAGUUCGAGGAGGCCUUUGCCCAGUUUGAUGCUGAGGGCGAUGGUACAGUUGAUGCUGAGAACAUGUUGGAGGCCCUCAAGAAUUCCAGUGGAGCUAAUCUUCAGGGGGAGCUGAGCCACAUCAUCAGACAACUGCAAGCCUGCUCUCUCGUUCCAGGUUUUAUAGACAUAUUUUCAGAGUCAAAGGAGGGCCUCGGUGUUCACGCGUCAAUGAUACUGCGCUUCCUGCAUCGCAAUCGGAUCUCUAGCAUGGUGAUACCCUACCCGAUGCUGGAGCAUUGCAAUAACAUGUGCACUAUGAGGUCUUCUGUUCUGAAGGAGUCUCUGGAUCAACUGGUACAAAAAGAAAAGGAAAGCCCUGGAGAUCUAACUAGAAGCCCAGAGAUGGAUAAACUCAAGUCAGUGGCAAAGUGCUAUGCUUAUAUAGAAACAUCCUCCAACCCUACAGACGUCGACAAGAUGACAAAUGGAGAAACGUCAUCCUACUGGCAGUCAGAUGGCAGUGCCCGCUCGCACUGGAUUCGUUUAAAAAUGAAGCCAGAUGUUGUGCUCAGGCACCUAUCCAUUGCAGUGGCUGCCACCGACCAGAGCUACAUGCCGCAACAGGUGACAGUAGCUGUGGGGAGGAAUGCCAGUGAUCUUCAGGAAGUCCGAGAUGUGCACAUCCCCAGCAAUGUCACUGGCUACGUGACACUGCUGGAAAAUGCCAACAUCAGCCAGCCCUAUGUCCAGAUUAACGUAAAGCGUUGUCUUAGCGAUGGAUGUGACACUCGAAUACAUGGUCUGAGGGCUGUUGGCUUUCAGAGAGUUAAGAAGGCUGGAGUCUCAGUCUCAGAUGCUUCCGCAAUAUGGUAUUGGUCUCUGCUGACAUCUCUGGUGACGGCGUCUAUGGAGACAAAUCCUGCCUUUGUCCAGACAGUGCUGCACAAUACUCAGAAGGCACUGCAGCACAUGCCUCCACUUUCCCUCUCACCAGGAUCUACAGAUUUCUCCACUUUCCUGUCUCCCAACGUGCUGGAAGAAGUGGACAGUUUCCUCAUAAGGAUAACUAGCUGCUGUUCUACCCCAGAAGUAGAACUGACUCUUCUGGCAUUUGCACUAGCAAGAGGAAGUGUUACCAAAGUGAUGAGCUCUCUGUGUACCAUCACUGACCACUUGGACACACAGUAUGAUGCCUCAUCCCUCAUCUCGUCCAUGGCAUCAGUCAGACAGAAUCUGCUCCUCAAAUACGGUAAACCUCUCCAGUUGACUCUUCAGGCAUGUGAUGUCAAAGGAAAAGAAGAUAAAUCAGGGCCUGAAAACCUCCUUGUUGAACCAUGGACCAGAGACGGUUUUCUUACAGAGACUGGAAAAACCAGAGCAAGUACUAUUUUUUCUACAGGAACUGAAUCUGCCUUCCAAGUUACACAAAUCAGAAUUAUGGUUCGACGUGGUGGCAUUGGUGCCCAGUGUGGAUUGGUAUUUGCCUAUAAUUCCUCUUCUGAUAAAUUUCAUGCAGAAGAACACUUCAAAAGGUUUGAAAAAUAUGACAAAUGGAAGCUUCAAGAGUUUAGGCAAUUUGUAAAAAGAAGCUCCGGAGACGUGAUGGUCUUUGGCCCUAGAGGUCUCGGCCAGCCAGUCCUCCAUCCUGUCCUCGUUCUCCGGCACCACCGGCAGUCGGUGCUGGGUUUUGGCCCCCAGCUUGUGCUCAGGCAGGUGGUCGGGCCUCGAGCCCGGCCGGAAGGUCUUGCUGAGGAUGAUGCGGCCGCUGCCGUCCCGCAGGCAGCGUUUGGAGAAGCCGAAGUCGGACAGCUUGAUGUUGAAGUCCUUGUCAAGGAGAAGGUUCUCACACUUCAGGUCGCGGUGGACAACAUUCAUGUCGUGGCAGUACUUGACCGCCGAGGAGAGCUGGCGGAACAUCUUGCGCGCCACGUCCUCGUGCAGCAGAAGGAAAGUGGCCUAAAAUAUAAAUCUUUUCUGGACUUCGCGGGUCUUGAUUUGCAGAUCUUCUGGAAUUUUUACAGUAAAUUAAAGCAAAACCCGAGGGAAGAAUGUGUCUGUGCCCAAACCCUGCUUCUGCAGCUCCUCCAGAGCUGCUUCUCGGUGCUACAGGGAGAUGCACUGGCUGCCUCUGAGGAGGAAAAGGCUCCAGCCCAGAGCCCCAAAGGAGUAGAGGCUGCCAAGGAGCUGUACACACACUUAUGUGAUGUGGUAGAUAGGGUGGGUGGAGACUCCGUGCCUGUGGAGAUAUUAAAGCAAGAAGUCAGGAAUACCCUUCUCAAUGGGGCUGCCAUCUUCUUUCCUGAUCGACAGACCCGGCGAAACCAUCUCUUCACCAUGAUGAAAAAUGUCACCGAGCAGGAGCACAAGCAGUCCCUGCAGCUCACAUUCCGUUCACUGUGCACGUAUUUUAGUGAUAAGGAUCCAGGCGGCCUUCUCCUUUUACCUGAGAAAAACGACCUGGCCGACAUGAACAUCAGCGAAGUCCUGGCUGUCAUGAACACUCUCCUCUCUGUUGCUGCUCGAGAGUGUGAGCUGUUGAUGCUCAAUGGGGCCCAAGGGGAGGCUGGCUCUGUGCUGUUCUCCCUGUUCUGGUCCGUCCAAGGCAGCCUGCUCUCCUGGUGCUACCUGCAGCUGAAGAGCACGGAUUCUGGAGCCAAAGAUCUUGCUGUGGACCUUAUUGAAAAAUAUGUGGGACAGUUUCUGGCAAGCAUGAGAGUGAUUUUGGAAUCCCUUCUAUCGCAGUAUAGUGGCAAAACCAUUGUAGAGAGAUUGUGUAACUCAGUGUUUUCAAUGGCAGCUCGUCAACUGGUCAUCUUCCUGCUGGACUUCUGCAUGUUAGACAUUUCACACUGCACACUCUUGAGAGAGUUUAGUGCCUUAACAGAACAGCUAAAGAAGCUCUGCGGUGACCCUGCAGGAGAGCUGAAUAAGCUGGAUGUUGAGACCUGGCAACAGGAACAGCCUGUGGUAUUACACACAUGGACUAAGGAAUCUACUCACAACUAUGAAAAUAAUUGCCAUGAGGUGUCUGUCUUUGUUAGCCCAGGGGCUACCUAUUUUGAGGUGGAAUUUGAUGAGAGGUGUGAAACUGAAAAAAGGUAUGACUAUCUGGAAUUUACUGAUGCUAGAGGUGGGAAAACACGCUAUGACACAAAAGUUGGCACUGAUAAGUGGCCUAAGAAAGUGACCUUUAAAGCUGGUCCUCGGCUGCAGUUCCUCUUUCACUCUGACAGCAGUAACAAUGAGUGGGGCUACAAAUUCACCGUCACCGCCUAUGGCCUGCCCGACGUUGCCGUGUCUUGGGGGUUGGACUUACAACUCCUUGUCUCCCGGCUGAUGGGACGCCUCGCCUCCCAGUGCAUGGCACUCAAGUCUGCGCGUCAGUUAGGAAGUAACAUGGCUGUACCUCAGGCAAAAAUGGCAUUAGUCCUAAACUCCCCUUUGUGGAAACCUGUCUUCAGGCAUCAGAUUUGUCCAGAGUUGGAAUUAGAAGCAAGCUGGCCCACUCACCCCCACCAGGAUACUAAGGAGGUUAAGAACAUUCCUGAUGAUCCCUGCCGCCAUUUUCUUCUUGAUUUUGCCCAGUCACAGCCUGCUCAGAACUUCUGUGGGCCAUAUUCAGAACUUUGCAAAGGAUUCAUACAGGCAUGUAGAAAACAGGCCCCAAAGACAGAUAUAGUUGCUGGUUCCACUAUUGAUCAAGCUGUGAACGCCACCUUUGCUGCUCUGGUGUAUCGCACUCCAGAUUUAUAUGAGAAGCUGCAAAAAUAUGUAAACAGUGGAGGCAAGAUAGCCCUGAGUGAAGAGUUUGCACAGGUGUAUUCCUUGGCAGAUGGGAUUCGAAUAUGGAUGUUAGAGAUGAAGCAGAAGUCCCUGAUGAGCCUGGGGAAUGAAGCAGAAGAAAAACGUGGUUCAGAAGCUGCUGAGGCCAACCCUGAGAGCCUGGCGAAAGAGUGUAUACAGAAGAGUCUUCUGUUACUAAAAUUUCUGCCCACGGGCAUAAGUUCAAAAGAAAGCUGUGAAAAAUCAGUGACUGCCGACGAAACUGAUCAUCUGCAGCCACUUGACAAGCGCCAAAGGACAAGCUCUGUGGUGGAAGAACAUUUCCAAGCCUCGGCAUCUCCCACUGAAGCGGCACCCUCUGCCACGGGAGACCGGAGUCCCGGCGUGGAUGUCCAACCGAAGCUGCUGCCCAGCAGUGGCCCUCCUGCUGCUGAAGUGUCCUCUGCCACAACGGAAGAGCCCCUGUCACCUUCCACACCCAGCCGGCGGCCUCCCUUCACGCGAGGGCGACUCCGGCUGCUCUCCUUCCGAUCCAUGGAGGAGGCCAGACCUGUGCCCACAGUCAAAGAGAAAUACCCUGUGCUGAAGGACGUCAUGGACUUCAUUAAGGAUCAGUCACUCUCGCAUGAGAGUGUUGUAAAGGUUCUUUCCUUGAGAAAAGCCCAAGCCCAGAGCAUCCUCGAAGUCCUGAGGAUAAUUCAGUAUUGUGCAGAGUCCCUCGGACAGCCUCACUGCUUCCAUCCACCUUUUAUACUUUUCCUGUUGGAACUUCUGACCUGCCAGAAAGAUUUUACCAAUUAUUUUGGACACUUGGAAGGCUGCGGUGCUGAGCUGCACAAAGCAAUUCGAGAUGCUUACUAUCAACUUGUUCUGUUUUUGGUCAAAGCAAUUAAAGGAUUUAGUAGCAUAAGUGACAGGUCCUUGCUUCCUGCCUUAUCCUGUGUUCAGACAACGCUGCUUCAUCUUUUGGAUAUGGGCUGGGAACCUGGCGAUCUUACCUUCUUUGUUGAUAUUCAGUUACCAGAGCUCCUCAUGAAAAUGUCACAAGAAAAUAUAAGUGUCCAUGACAGUGCGAUCAGCCAAUGGAGUGAAGAAGAUGAGCUUGCGGAUGCCAAGCAGAACUCAGAAUGGAUGGAUGAGUGUCAGGAUGGCAUGUUUGAGGCCUGGUAUGAAAAAAUAGCCCAGGAAGAUCCAGAGAAGCAGAGGAAAAUGCACAUGUUCAUUGCUCGCUACUGUGACCUGUUAAAUGUGGACAUCUCUUGUGAUGGGUGUGAUGAAAUUGCCCCCUGGCAUCGCUACCGGUGUCUGCAAUGUAGUGACAUGGAUCUCUGCAAAACUUGCUUCCUAGGUGGUGUAAAGCCUGAGGGCCACGGAGAUGACCAUGAAAUGGUGAACAUGGAGUUUACCUGUGACCACUGCCAGGGUUUGAUCAUAGGCCGGAGGAUGAAUUGCAAUGUGUGUGAUGACUUUGAUCUUUGCUAUGGAUGCUAUGCAGCAAAGAAAUAUUCCUAUGGCCAUUUGCCUACCCACAGCAUCACAGCCCACCCAAUGGUGACCAUCCGGAUCAGCGACCGGCAGAGGCUCAUCCAGCCCUACAUCCACAACUACUCCUGGCUGCUCUUCGCUGCUCUGGCGCUCUAUAGCGCCCACCUGGCCAGCGCGGAGGACGUGGACGGGGAGAAGCUGGAACCCCAGGCCCGCAGCAGUGCCACGACCCUGCAGAGCCAGUGCAUGCAGCUCGUCGGGGACUGUCUGAUGAAGGCUCACCAGGGAAAAGGUCUGAAAGCUCUAGCUCUGCUUGGUAUAUUGCCAGAGGGUGACUCCACCCCAGAAAAUCAGGCCCUGCCAGUCACUGUGCCCACCCAAACAUCAGAGGAGCAGCUAAAGAAGAAAGUAGCCCAGGAUGCUGAGGCGCUGUCAGAGAGAAAGAAAGCUGUUCAUGUGGAAGUCAGACCUUUAGAUUAUAAGCAGAGAAAAAAGGCAGAUGAAGGCAUGUCGUUAAUGAAGGAUCCUUCAUGCCAGACCCAAAUUUCAGGUUCGCCUGCAGAUGCUAGCCCACCUACAGAACUUCCGGAUCCUGAAAAUUCAGAAGCGUCAUCUCAGAAGCCAAUAGAGGAAAAGGCAGUUACUGCAAGCCCUGAGCAAGUGUUUGCUGAGUGCUCCCAGAAGAGGAUUUUGGGUUUACUAGCAGCCAUGUUACCUCCCUUAAAGUCGGGUCCUACGGUUCCCCUGAUAGACCUGGAGCAUGUCCUCCCACUGAUGUUUCAGGUCGUCAUCUCAAACGCAGGCCACCUGAAUGAGACCUACCACCUCACCCUGGGUCUUCUCGGCCAGUUAAUCCUUCGUCUUUUACCAGCAGAGGUAGAUGCUGCGGUGAUCAAGGUCCUCUCCGCCAAACAUAACCUGUUUGCUGCAGGGGACAGUUCCAGUGUGCCAGACGGCUGGAAGACCACCCACCUGCUCUUUAGCCUGGGAGCUGUGUGUCUGGACAGCCGGGUGGGCUUGGACUGGGCGUGCUCCAUGGCAGAGAUCCUGCGGUCACUCAACAGUGCCCCACUGUGGCGUGAUGUCAUUGCCACUUUCACAGACCACUGUAUCAAGCAGCUGCCUUUCCAGCUGAAGCACACCAACAUCUUCACCCUGCUCGUGCUGGUCGGCUUCCCCCAGGUCCUCUGUGUGGGAACCCGCUGUGUUUAUAUGGAUAAUGCCAAUGAGCCCCAUAAUGUGAUCAUCUUGAAGCACUUCACUGAGAAGAACAGGGCUGUGAUCGUUGAUGUGAAAACUCGGAAAAGGAAAACAGUAAAGGACUAUCAGCUGGUCCAGAAGGGAGGAGGACAGGAAGGCAGUGAUUCUCAGGCCCAGCUCAGCCAAUACUCCCAGCACUUUGCCGUCAUUGCCAGUCACCUUCUGCAAACCAGCAUGGACAGCCAUUGUCCUGAGGCAGUGGAAGCAACUUGGGUCCUGUCCCUGGCCCUCAAAGGAUUAUAUAAGACACUAAAGGCUCACGAUUUUGAAGAGACCCAUGCUACCUUCCUUCAGACUGAUUUGCUGAAGUUGCUGGUGAAAAAGUGUAGCAAAGGGACCGGCUUCAGUAAAACGUGGCUCCUCCGGGACCUGGAAAUUUUGUCCAUCAUGCUGUAUUCCUCAAAAAAAGAGAUCAACACUUUGGCCGAACAUGGAGACCUCGAACUGGACGAGCAAGGGGACCCAGAGGAAGAGGUAGAGCGGCCAGUCAGCAGCCCUGGUGACCCGGAGCAGAAAAAGCUAGACCCUCUUGAGGGCCUGGAUGAGCCCACCAGAAUAUGUUUCUUGAUGGCUCACGAUGCCCUCAACGCCCCUCUGCACAUUCUCCGCGCCAUAUACGAACUGCAGAUGAAAAGGACCGAUUCUUUCUUCCUGGAGGUUCAGAAGAGGUUUGAUGGAGAUGAGCUCACCACAGAUGAAAGGAUACGGUCGCUGGCUCAGAGGUGGCAGCCCAGUAAGAGUCUGAGGCUGGAAGAGCAGAGCGUCAAAGCUGUGGAUACAGACAUGAUUAUCUUGCCGUGCUUGUCCCGGCCUGCACGCUGCGACCAAGCCACUGCUGAAUCAAACCCGGUGACCCAGAAGCUGAUCUCCAGCACCGAGAGUGAACUGCAGCAGAGCUACGCCAGGCAGCGCCGUAGCAAGAGUGCUGCCCUCCUGCACAAGGAGCUGAACUGCAAGAGUAAGAGAGCUGUCCGGGACUACCUCUUCCGCGUGAAUGAGGCCACAGCCGUCCUGUACGCCCGCCACGUGCUCGCAUCCCUGCUCGCCGAGUGGCCUGGGCAUGUGCCAGUGAGCGAGGACAUCCUGGAGCUCAGUGGCCCUGCUCAUAUGACCUACAUUUUGGAUAUGUUCAUGCAGCUGGAAGAAAAGCAUCAGUGGGAGAAGAUCUUGCAGAAGGUGCUCCAGGGCUGCCAAGAGAACAUGCUGGGGACCAUGGCCCUGGCUGCCUGCCAGUUCAUGGAGGAGCCGGGAAUGGAGGUGCAAGUGAGGGAAUCGAAACACCCGUAUAACAACAACACUAACUUUGAGGAUAAAGUUCACAUUCCUGGUGCCAUCUACCUCUCGAUCAAAUUCGAUUCUCAGUGCAACACAGAGGAAGGCUGUGAUGAAUUAGCUAUGUCCAGCAGCAGUGACUUUCAGCAGGAUCGACACAAUUUCAGCGGGUCUCAACAGAAAUGGAAAGAUUUUGAGCUUCCAGGAGACACUCUGUAUUACCGCUUUACCUCCGACAUGAGCAACACCGAGUGGGGCUACAAAUUCACCGUGACGGCUGGUCACCUGGGGCGCUUCCAGACAGGAUUCGAGAUUUUGAAGCAGAUGUUGUCAGAAGAAAGGGUUGUGCCUCACCUCCCGUUGGCAAAAAUCUGGGAAUGGCUGGUGGGCGUGGCCUGUCGCCAGACUGGCCAUCAGCGACUAAAAGCCAUCCACUUACUUCUGAGGAUUGUGCGGUGCUGCAGCCACAGCGACCUUUGUGACCUUGCGCUGUUGAAGCCCCUGUGGCAGCUCUUUACCCACAUGGAGUACGGCCUGUUUGAAGACGUGACGCAGCCCGGCAUCCUCCUCCCCCUGCACCGCGCCCUCACCGAGCUCUUCUUCGUCGCUGAGAACCGCGCCCAGGAGCUCGGCUUGCUGCAGGACUACCUGCUGGCCUUAACCACCGACGACCACCUUCUCCGCUGCGCAGCACAGGCUCUGCAGAACAUUGCUGCCAUCAGCCUGGCCAUCAACUACCCAAACAAGGCAACCCGCCUCUGGAAUGUCGAGUGUUAGCCCUUGGUGUGGCGUGCAUGGGACUAGCUAAUCUGCCCACAGGGAUUUUAGAGCAGACAUCUAACUUCAUUCAGGAAAACUCCUGUGGCAUCAGCGCCCAGCUCUCCUCGAGCUCACUUCCACUCCAGUUAGGAUG
Molecule: messenger RNA, 9180 nt
Organism: Propithecus coquereli (Coquerel's sifaka)
Lineage: Eukaryota; Metazoa; Chordata; Mammalia; Primates; Indriidae
Gene: ZZEF1
Product: zinc finger, ZZ-type with EF-hand domain 1
Exons: 55
Coding region: 144-9044 (2966 amino acids)
Biological process (GO): protein ubiquitination; regulation of synaptic plasticity
Cellular component (GO): postsynapse
Molecular function (GO): calcium ion binding; ubiquitin-like protein ligase activity; zinc ion binding
Source: RefSeq, a predicted model, not a curated record